Messenger RNA from Spodoptera frugiperda (fall armyworm), 2216 nucleotides. It is a transcript of the gene Dph1, whose product is annotated as 2-(3-amino-3-carboxypropyl)histidine synthase subunit 1. The record is from RefSeq and is a predicted model, not a curated record. The transcript has 2 exons. NCBI's taxonomy places the organism in Eukaryota, Metazoa, Arthropoda, Insecta, Lepidoptera, Noctuidae. Gene Ontology annotation, molecular function: 2-(3-amino-3-carboxypropyl)histidine synthase activity. Bases 186 to 1439 code for a protein of 417 amino acids. Gene Ontology annotation, biological process: protein histidyl modification to diphthamide.
GAAACUUUCAAUUCAUAAAUUGACAUUUAGACACUCCUAUAAACGGAACGUUAUUUCAUGCGAAAAGUCACGUAGGCCACCGCGCGUGUUUAUAUUUUGAUUAAAAUAAUAACCUGUAAAAUAAUGUUUCUUGUCCACAAAAAGCUAUAGUUAUUAAAGGAAAUGUGUGUUUAGUGUUCAAAAAUAUGGAAGAUUUUGGUUUAAGUCCCGGCGUUGUCGUAGUACGCGCAAAACCAGAAGGUCAAAGAAAGACUUUCAAACCAAAUAUACGUGCAGUAAACAAAAUUCCUGCUGAAUUAUUAAAUGAUCCACUUCUUAAUAGAGCAUGUGAAACCUUGCCGCAAAAUUAUAAUUUUGAAAUUCACAAAACUAUAUGGAGGAUAAGAUCAUUGGGUUCGAAGCGUGUCGCCCUUCAACUACCUGAAGGUCUAACGAUGUUUGCUACGACGCUGUGUGAUAUAAUAGAGGCUUUUACUGAAGCUGACACAGUUAUAAUGGGAGACGUAACGUAUGGCGCGUGCUGCAUAGAUGACUUCACCGCCAUAGCACUUGGUGUCGACCUGCUAGUACAUUACGGACACUCUUGCCUGAUUCCUAUAGAUCAGACAUGUGACAUCAAGGUACUCUAUGUAUUUGUUGAUAUUAAGAUAGACCCCUCACAUUUUAUGGAAACUGUUAAACUAAACUUUCCAAAGCAAACUCACUUAGCCUUAGUUAGUACAAUACAAUUUGUUACAACUUUGCAUUCUGUUGCUAAAAUACUUAGGAGUGAGGAAUACACUGUGACUGUGCCACAGUGUAAGCCUCUGUCACCUGGGGAGAUCCUAGGCUGUACAUCACCUAAGUUAAAUUCUGAUGUAGUGAUAUAUUUAGGUGAUGGUAGAUUCCACUUGGAAUCUGUUAUGAUAGCUAAUCCUAAAAUACCUGCAUUCAAAUAUGACCCUUAUGAGAAGAAAUUUACUUCAGAACUGUAUGAACAUGAGAGCAUGCAGGCAAAUAGACAUAAUCAAAUCCAAAUUGCUGAACAAGCAACCAGUUUUGGCCUUAUACUUGGAACAUUAGGGAGACAAGGCAGCACUAAAGUGUUAAGUAAUUUAGAAAAGCAAGUUAGUAACUCUGGUAAAAAGUUUGUGAAGAUACUUCUGUCAGAGAUUUUCCCUAGCAAAUUAGCAUUAUUUGAACUGGAUGCCUUUGUUCAAGUGGCUUGCCCAAGAUUGUCCAUUGAUUGGGGAACAUCAUUCCCCAAGCCACUACUGACUCCUUAUGAGUUCUCUGUAUCACUAAGUAAUAGUAAAUGGUUAAAAGAUGAUGGGACGUAUCCCAUGGAUUUCUAUUCUAAUGAUAGUUUGGGGCCAUGGACACCUAAUUAUAAGCCUGUGAUGUGUUCAGAAUCUGACAAGCAAUGUGAUAACUGCUGUGGUGGUAAGGAUAAGAAAUAAACUAAGCAACUUACCGGCACAUUUUGUGGCAACACAGCGGUCACCUCACGGGCUCUCUGGAACACUUGAGAGUCCAUGAACUUGGAAGGGAAAGUCUCUGCAAAGUUCUGGAUUGGCACAUUCUUGGUGUCAUCACUAUAACAUAAUAAAUAGGUGUUAAUAACUAAUUAAACUGAAUUUUAUAUAAGCGUCUGCUGUGUAGUUAAGACAUAAUACAUACAUGUUUGUAUAAACAAAUAAAGAUAUGAAAACUAUGUAUUUAUUAAAAGCAUUUGCUUUUGCAAACUGAUAAAAUAUUUAUACUGACAAGUUUUUAUUGUAUACAUACUUUGAAUUAUAAUAAUUGUAUUAAAUAUGGACAAUAGUCAAACAGUGUAGUACUUUAUGGUAUAAUUUAUGUUUAGAAUAAUUAUGUUGUAAUAUAAUAUUAUGUUAUAUUAUUGACUGUUGUCUUACCGGUGCAUCAGUGCUACUGAGUAGCAGUAGUUGAAGAGCUGUGGGUUGAGGUUUGCUCUAGCGUAAACACAUGUUGACAGGAAAUCUUGCAGCUGAUUCUGUGGUACAUCUGUACAAAUAAAUAAUAGAUUAAUAAGUUAGACACAUUAAUGUCACUUAAAUUCAAAUUCUUCUGCUUCUAAGUUGAUCUUAUCCUGAACUCCCUUUUUAUAUUUUUUUUUCGCUAUCUUCCAUCUUUUCUACCUCCUUUCUAGCCUUUCUUCAUUUUUGAAUAUUUAAAUCACAGAUACUUAAGUUAUUGUUAAUAAAUUUUUGAUAGCA